CUGUUCUUCCAACAAGGACAUCAACCAUCCUCCUCAGGCUAAGAAUUCCCAAUACACACACAGCAGCCUCACCAUCCUGGAAGCUCAGAUCUGGAAGACUCCAUCAGCAGCAGAGGACUAGCAGGAGAGACUGUGACAAGAAGCUGUGGCUCUCCUACCUAACUGGUCAGCACCAUGAUGCAGCCUCAAGUCUUCAUUUCUGGCCUCAUACUUCUCCCAGGUAUUGUGGGUUCUUCCUUAGUAGUGAAGGGGGUCGCAGGUGGCCCUGUUACACUGCCGUGUACUUACUCAGCGCAUCUCGGAAUCGCUACCACAUGUUGGGGCCUCGGGGACUGUCAGUCUUCUUAUUGUGUCAGGACACUUAUCUGGACCGAUGGAUACCGAGUCACCUAUCAGAGGAGCAGCCGAUACCAGCUAAAGGGGAAUAUUUCAGAAGGAAACGUGUCCUUGACAAUAGAAAACGCUGUUCAGAGUGACAGUGGUCCCUAUUGUUGCAUAGUGGAAAUCCCUGGAUCUUUUAGUUAUGUGACCUAUUCAUUGGACGUUAAACCAGAGCUGCAAACUCAAUAACCAAGGAGACCCACAACUACAGAAAGACCCACAAUUACAGGAAGACCCUUGUUGACUCUGUCAACAAGACCCACACAUGUACCAGCAUCACCCAGAGUCUCCACCUCUACUCCUACAACACCAGCGCACAUGCAGACUCACACACCAGAACCUACUACAUCUUACCCAGGUCAGACUACAGCCGAGGUGACAGAAACCGCAUCCUACACCCCUGCAGAUUGGAAUAACACUGUGACAUCCUCAGAUGACUCUUGGAAUAAUUACACUGUAAGCAUAUUCCUCCCAUUUUAUCAAUAG
Messenger RNA from Myodes glareolus (Bank vole), 867 nucleotides. NCBI's taxonomy places the organism in Eukaryota, Metazoa, Chordata, Mammalia, Rodentia, Cricetidae. The record is from RefSeq and is a predicted model, not a curated record.